Tilletiaria anomala UBC 951 is the source of this 2302-nucleotide messenger RNA. RefSeq names its product cytochrome P450. NCBI's taxonomy places the organism in Eukaryota, Fungi, Basidiomycota, Exobasidiomycetes, Georgefischeriales, Tilletiariaceae. Gene Ontology annotation, molecular function: oxidoreductase activity, acting on paired donors, with incorporation or reduction of molecular oxygen; monooxygenase activity; iron ion binding. The record is from RefSeq and is a predicted model, not a curated record. The transcript has 2 exons. Bases 315 to 2279 code for a protein of 654 amino acids.
ACUGCAUGUGCUUUCGUAUUGCGAUCGUUAUUCGGCAAAUAUAGCACCUAUGAUAGAAAGGACAGCCAAGAAAAAAGGCAAGCCGGGCGCAGGCAGACGCACACCUUGCGAUCAUCACAGCACGUUUCUUGUCACUCAUUCUCCCGGCGGCAUUCUUUAAAAGUUGUCGGCUCCACUUGCGCAUCGAAAACAAGCAGGACCAACCUCCUCCUUAUCUUGUUACCCCCUCCACCUCGGACCCCUCUUGUCUGUGCCAUCUGCGCCAGACGGCCUCCUCGUCGUCACCGCCAACAGGGCACAGCAGCCAUACGACAAUGUUGCCCUCCUCCUCAGACAACGUCACCACCGGCUUGCUCCACGCCGCAGCCAUGGCCACGAUGCGUGGCAUGGAGCCGCACCCGGCGUCAUCGUCAGCAGGCAUCCGAGGCGUGCAGCUCAGUACGCCGAUCUGCCUGCUGCUCUUGCUCCUCCUCGUUUGCGUACGCCAGCGCAUCUGGCCCGACAAAAAGAACGCCGUCGCUCUCGUGCCCGACUGCGCGCAGCUCUCCGGCCCUGACCUGCGCCGGACUGCGGGUACGCUGCUCUGGGGCCACUACCGCAUGCGCAACAACAGCCGUGACGGGCCGCUCGCCGUGGAGACGAGCUGGGCGCAACAGUAUGGCGCAAUCUACCGCUACAAGGGCUUCUUCAAUGCGGACCGCAUCGUCAUCAGCGAUCCGCGCCUGCUGCACCACCUCCACAAGACACACAGCACCAGUUUCCCCAAGCCAACCGGCACGCGCAGGGUGAUUGAGCAGAUGCUCGGACACGGCAUCAUCACGUCUGAGGGCCCAGAGCAUCGCCGCCAGCGCCUCGCGCUUGAACCCCUCUUCAGCCCCUCGGCAAUUCGGAGACACUACUCCUCCAUCGACCGGCACGCCCGCAUCCUCGCUCAGGCCGUGCACGCCCAUGUCGUCCUUUCACACCCGCCGCCAGGCGACGCCGCUGCCGCCGCUCACUUCCCCGCUGCGCCGCGCUUCUCGCCUGCGUUCGCCGCACGCCUCGCGCGCGACCUGCAGCCCGCCGCCGCCAUGGACGGCACUGUCGUCGACGUGAUGCACUGGGCGAGCCGCUGCACGCUGGACAUGCUCGGCAGCGCCAUCUUUGGUGCUACGUUUGACUCGGCCUCCGAGGACGGCGACGGGAGCGAAAUUGACCCCAAGGUUCAGCGCCUGCACCGCGCGACGGCCGACGUGGAGCAGCGCACGAGCGUGCUUAACAUCUGGGAGAUGCUCGGCAUCGAGCUCACCUCGCAUCGCCUCCUCCCCGCCGCACUCGGCUUGAAGAUCCUUCCCACGCUCCGCGCCGCGCGUGCUCUGCGCGAAGCCGUCGCCGACAUGGCCAAGGACGUGCUGGAGCGCAUGAAGCUCGACGAGCCCCCGAGCUUGGGCCACUCAAAUCCCGCUGGCGCCAGCAGCAGUGGGGUGAACGACUCCAAGGCGGUUCACCAGGGAUUCCUGCAGCGGCUCAUGAGCGUAAAAGGCGACGAGAAGCUCUCCGACGAUGAUAUCAUCCAGCAGCUCGUCACUCUUAUCAUUGUCGGCCACGAGACCACGUCGACGGCACUCUCAUGGACGUUGCACUGCCUCGCACGCCACCCCGAGGUGCAAGAGAAGCUGCGUGGCGAGCUGCGCUCCGCAGCCGUUGCAGAGCUACCGCAAGACGGCCCGGCGCGUGUGGACACGAUCCUGCACCGCCUGCCGUACUGGGACAAGGUGGUGCGCGAGGCGUUGCGUCUCUACACGCCUGUUCCCGUCACGCGUCGCCAAGCGGACCACGACACUGUCGUUCCGCUGCGCGACGAGGUGUGCUUGCGCAACGGCGCGCGCACCCGCCACAUCGCCGUGCGUAAGGGCACUGCGCUGACUGUUCACUCCUGGGCGCUCCACCGCGACCCUCGCAUCUGGGGCGCAGACGCGCACGAAUUUAACCCGGACCGCCCGCAGCCGGGCGCCAGCACGCUCAAAUCUCAGGAAGGCUGCGAUGGCGAAGGUGGCGGCCGCCCGCAGGCAUGUAUUGACUACAUGCCCUUCCUCGUCGGCAGCCGCAGCUGCGUAGGGCAGCGCUUUGCGCUGCUGCAGCUCAAGCUCCUCCUUUUCCACCUCGUCACCCGCUUCGACUUUCGCCCACUGCCCAACGUCGAGAUCGGGCACGUGCAAAUCAUUGCGCUGCGCCCUCUCGUCAAGGGGUUCGAGGCCGACGGCGGACAGCUGCCGCUGCUGGUCCGCGCGCUCGACUGAGCGCUCGACAGCCGGUACUGUCC